AUGACUCUUCAUGGGCCGAGCGCCGGCCGGAGGCCCCCGAAGAGAAGAUGCGCUUUAGGCUGCACCUGCACCAAGGACACGGCGCUGUGCGAGGGAGUCAAGGAGAUCCCCCGCGAUCUGCCCCCGAACCUCAUCUCCCUGUGUCUCAUUCGGUCAGGAUUCACCGAGAUCUUAGAAGGCAGUUUUCAACAGGUGCCGUCCCUCCAGCUGCUCUUGAUCACUUACAACUCCCUGGAACUGAUUGGGGACGACGCUUUUGUGGGACUUGUACACCUGGAAUAUCUGUUCAUUGAACAAAACAGACUGGAAGCCAUCUCCAAGAAUGCCUUCAGAGGCCUGAAGAACCUUCUCCAUCUGAAUUUAGCCAACAACAACUUGCAGACCUUACCAAGGCACCUCUUCCGAGGUUUGGAUUCUUUGACUUCAGUGGACUUGCGGGGAAAUGCUUUCCACUGUGACUGUAAGCUGAAAUGGCUGGUGGAAUGGUUGAGCCACACCAACGCCUUGGUGGAACCCAUCGAGUGCCACUCACCGUCUGAGCUGAACCGCACCAGUCUCAGCGAACUGCGCCCUGGAGGUUUCAAUUGCAUCACCACUGAACUUGUUCUCUUUGAUACUUUGCCAGAGCAAUCUCUUUCAGUAGAGACAUUCAUCUACCAUGGAGAAGAAAAUCUGGUGAUUGCACAGCCCUUUACAGGACGUUGCAACUUCUUGGAGUGGGACCACGUGGCUGGGAAAUUUCACAGCUAUGCCUAUAUCAAUGGUUCUUCCACAGUGGUCUGCAAACCCUUGGUGAUUGAGGGUGAACUCUUUGUGGUUGUAGCUCAGCUCUUCAAAGGGUCACACAUCUACAAGCGACACGAAGCUACGGGACAGUUCCUGCACACCCAGGUCAUUGAGAGCUCACACAUCCGCAAGCCCAACGACAUCGAGGUCUUCCGAGUGGAGGGAGACUGGUAUUUCAUCAUGGCCGACAGCUCCAAGGCUGGCUCUACCACGCUGUACCGCUGGAAUGGUCAUGGCUUCUAUUCCCACCAGUCCUUGCACUCUUGGUACCGUGACACAGAUGCUGAAUUUCUGGAGAUUGCAGGCAAGCCCCACCUCAUCUUGGCCAGCAGCUCCCAGCGCCCCGUUGUCUAUCAGUGGAACAAGCAGCAAUUUGUGCGCCGUACAGACAUUCCCGAUAUGGAUGAUGUCUAUGCUGUCAAGCAUUUCAAGGUCAAGGAGGACGUGUACAUUUGUCUGACACGCUUCCUUGGCGAUUCCAAGGUGAUGCACUGGGACGGUUCCAUGUUUCGAGAUGUCCAGCAGAUGCCUUCUCGCGGCUCCAUGGUCUUCCAGCCGUUGAGCAUUGCCGGAUAUCGCUAUGCCUUUCUAGGCAAUGACUACUCCUUCAGCAAAGUCUACCGCUAUGAUCCCAUCACGGGGCUCUUCCGGCACUUCCAGGAGCUCAACACCCAGGCCCCACGUUCCUUUGCCCACCUCCACGUUGACAAGCAAGACUUCCUGAUCGCCUCCAGCUUCAAGGGCAAGACGCAUAUUUACCGCCACAUCAUCAUCGAUUUGAGUGCCUGAGCCUGAUGACAGUGGGGUUGGGGGGCAUCGAGGGUAGGAGGUGGCGACUGCAGGGAGAGGAGGUGCAGGAGCAGCCAGCCAGCUCCUGAACGUGCAGUACCAGAGGCAACCACUAGGGGGACAGCACUGGAAGCAGAUGCUGUUGAGGGUGCAGUUCUCUGCUGGCCCAAGAUAACAGCUGGCCAGCAGGUGGGAGUUAGGUGACUUAAGAGCCAUAAUCAAUCACUAGCAAAUGCAAGGAGUGGCAGCAGAAGUCAGCAGAAUUUUUUUCUUUUUGACCUGCCAAAUGAUGAUAAACUGAUGCUGCCGUUGCCGGAAAGGGCAAAUAGCUUGCAGCUUUGCAGCGGGGCUAACUCAGAAACCCUCACCCAUAAAGGCCCUUAGUUUUGGAGGGGGAAAUCCUCUCCAGAAUUGUGGAGAAUCUCAUUGCCAACCCAUCCUUUCCCCCCACUCUUUGUUUUAAAUAGUUCGGUUCAUAACAAGGAUGAGGUUGAUUCUGUUGGAUUUCCCCUUCCCCUUUAAUGGAUCCCUGGAAACAGUUUGUUUGUUUGUUUUUUGCUUAUUUUGCCUGCUUGCUUGUUUGGCUAUGUUUUCUUUUGAAAACCUUUUUUAAAAUUGUGGAAUCAUGCAUAAGAUAGCUGUAACCAGUCCUGUGCAUGCCUGUUCAAAAAGCAAACACUGCUUACGGCUGAGUUCACACAAUGCGACAGAGCCAGCUAAACUGCAGUUGGAUAGCUUGAGAUUUGGUUUCUGAGGAUCUGUCGUGCAAACCAGGCCAUGAUGUUAAGCCAUCAUAUGGUUUAUUUGCCUAUCCCAGGUGGAGGGCGCAGGGUAUUGUGUGAACACAGCCAAAGAAUCUUGGAGCUCCUUUAAAUGUAUUAAGGUAUAAGCUUUGUACUUUAUACUUCCCUAAGAAUAAGCCCUGGUGAGCUUAACGGGGGUGAACAGCUCAGCCAGUAGGUACUGGUCUGCCUCCCAGUCAGUCCUGGUGGAAGGCUGCUCCAGCCUUUCAUGGAGAUGGGCCACAUCUUCCCGUGAACAUUUUCCUGCAUUCAGCAGAAGUUCUUCCAAAGCAGAUCUACAUCCUGUAACCAUUAACAGUCACACUGGUUGCAACCAGUAUGUUUUAAUGGCCAUGUUCUACUUUCCAGUGGAAGGAUGUAUAAACCAGUGUUGUCCAAACUUGGCCACUUUAAGAUGAGUGGACUUCA
Molecule: messenger RNA, 2786 nt
Organism: Python bivittatus (Burmese python)
Lineage: Eukaryota; Metazoa; Chordata; Lepidosauria; Squamata; Pythonidae
Product: leucine-rich glioma-inactivated protein 1-like
Biological process (GO): myelination in peripheral nervous system; neuron maturation
Molecular function (GO): protein binding
Source: RefSeq, a predicted model, not a curated record